Molecule: messenger RNA, 483 nt
Organism: Parnassius apollo (apollo)
Lineage: Eukaryota; Metazoa; Arthropoda; Insecta; Lepidoptera; Papilionidae
Source: the annotation of a GenBank genome assembly
AUGGCGUCUCCGAAGCCCCAAGUUUCGUGUUCUGCUGUGCCGUCUGUAGAAUUGAGUGUAGUGAAAGUGUUGGACUCUGAUGAGCCACUUGUCGCGAGCUCUUCUGCAGGCACCCCCUGUGUGCAAGUGUUGGACUCUAGUGAGCCACUUGUGCCCAUGACUGUGCUAUCGAAAUCAAUAGCUGGUAGUUCCCGCGCCACUGUACCCAGUACCGUGUCGGUACUGUCGCCUGCGUCUCCAACGUCGUCUGAGAGCAGCGUGGCUGAUGCGGAACCUCAAGCUCCUGGUUCGUCUGGCCGAAGAGUCCACUACUAUGCCGAGGAAAUAAGGAGCUAUGCACUACAUGAUGCACAUGCAGCUCUUGAAGAUGUUGAAGAUUUGGACCCGUCUUGUAUUUUCAUUGAGCCUCCAGAUCCAGCCAUGCAUACCGAUGAAGACUCGGCAGAUGAAGAUCAAUCAGGCUUGAUUAACAAUCCGGUGUAA